Molecule: messenger RNA, 1244 nt
Organism: Hibiscus syriacus
Lineage: Eukaryota; Viridiplantae; Streptophyta; Magnoliopsida; Malvales; Malvaceae
Product: ankyrin repeat domain-containing protein EMB506, chloroplastic-like
Exons: 8
Coding region: 63-1139 (358 amino acids)
Biological process (GO): protein targeting to chloroplast
Cellular component (GO): chloroplast outer membrane
Molecular function (GO): chloroplast targeting sequence receptor activity; protein binding
Source: RefSeq, a predicted model, not a curated record
AACUGUCCUUCCUGUUCCACUUCACAGUGCUUCUCAUCCAAAAGCAGAAAUUUGAAGAACAAAUGAAAGAAAUGGCAACAGUCUCUGCACUUUCAACUCCUUUACGUUUAAUCUCCAAAACCCAUUUUAAAUCUCCCGAAUAUCUCUCCUUUUAUCCUAAUUCCAUUCUUUUUCAGACGAAAGUUUGCUCCUUUUCUUCCAACAGCUUAUCGUUAUCAUCCAUAAAGACCAAAACUCUUUAUGGGGCUUGGAAACUCAAGUCUGCUGAAGAAGGAGAAACGGUUGUUUCCGAACAAGAGGAACCUGCUGUUGCUGAGCAACAAGACUCGGUUUCUGUUCCUCUCUCUCAUUCAGACACUCACAUAACGUACUUCCAGGCAGAUGGAAUGUGGGAAGACCCAGAUGAUGGAAGUGCAAGUGAAUAUGAAGAUGAUGACGAUAAUUAUGUAGAAGAAGAAAUGGAGAAAGAGGAUUAUGGGUCUGGUUUUCAACAAGGAAAUCCUGUUGGGGUUAUUGAUAACUAUACAACGAAUCAGUAUGAGGAAGAUCUGAUCAAAGAGGUUGAGCAGCUUUUGGGACCUGAAGAAAAAGCAAUUCUUCAGCAGAAUGCCUCUCCUAACCUGAGGAAAAUAUUGACCGCCAAAUGGAAGCCACUUCAAACUCUUGCACUAUCAUUGCAGAUACAUUCUAUGGAUAAGCUACUUGAAGAUGGGCUAAACAUAGAUGAGGUGGAUAAGGAUGGUCACACUGCUCUUCAUAAGGCAAUUAUUGGUAAAAAGGAGGCUGUGAUCAGUCAUCUUUUACGAAAAGGUGCAAAUCCGCAUGUCAAAGAUAAGGAUGGUGCUACCCCACUUCAUUAUGCAGUUCAUGUUGGUGCUUUGCAAACUGUGAAAUUAUUGCUGAAAUACGAUGUUGAUGUCAAUGUUGCCGAUAGAGAUGGAUGGACACCAUUGCACAUUGCUGUGCAAAGUAGAAAUAGAGAUAUAGCAAAAGUUUUGUUGAUCAAUGGUGCAGAUAAGACCAGAAAAAACAAGGAUGGGAAAACUGCCUUGGAUAUAAGCUUGUGCUAUGGGAAGGACUUCAAGUCUUAUGACCUUGCCAAGUUACUGAAGAUAUUGCCAGCGGAGAGUUAUCUAUGACGACUAAAAAGCAUGCCUAAACUUUGAGACGAAACUUACAAUCAGAAACGAUUAUUUUACAACAUCUAGAGGACUUAUUGGUGGGCUAAUUCAUCUUAAAAUUUU